Messenger RNA from Andrographis paniculata, 4596 nucleotides. RefSeq lists its product as uncharacterized. Lineage: Eukaryota; Viridiplantae; Streptophyta; Magnoliopsida; Lamiales; Acanthaceae. The transcript has 2 exons. The record is from RefSeq and is a predicted model, not a curated record. The coding region runs from base 2118 to 2996 and encodes 292 amino acids.
UCUUCCUCUUGGAUUUUUUUUUAAGGUAAGUCGGAUUAAUCUUAGAUAAAUGAUAUGUUAUAGUUUCUAAGCCUAUUUGUUGAUUCUUGAUGGUUUCUUUGAAAUUAUUUUUAAAUGGGUUUGUUCUGAAACCUUGGAUUUUCCCAUCUUCCUCUUAGGAAGUUUAUUAUGCGUGUUUUUGUUUGAAGGAUUUGUGUGAUUUCUACUAUUCACACAAAAUUUUUUCCUCCAAAAACAUAAAAUCAAACACCUAUUUUUCAUUUGUUAUAUUAUACUAAAAAUUAAUUUUACAUUUAAAACAUCACAUCAAUACAUAUUCACAUCAUACAACUAUUCAAAUUCAAAUUUUUACUAUUCAAAUCUCAAUCCAAAAUCCAAACCUCCAAACAGACAUACCCUAGGAUGAUGUUUAGGGUUUAUAGGGAAAUUUACGGUUAUUUAAGUAGGAAAGUGAAUGAUUUGUGAAACGGGUUAGAAACCCUAAUUUUUCCCUAACCUAGUUUACGAAUUUUGAGGAAAUAAUGUGCGAUUAUCUUAAAUAUUAGAUUUUUGGAGUUAGAUUAUGCCUAUUUGGAUGGUCAUAUUGUCUAAAUGUUUAUUUGGCGAAAUAAAGUGAUAUUUUAUUAAACCAGUUAGAUUUUUAAUACUCUACUUCUUUCUUAGUUAAAUGUUGGCAAUUAGAAUGUUUUGAGUUGAAAACUCUUUUUAAAAUUUGCCCUAAUAGUAUGUAGAGUAUUGAGUCAAAUUGUUAAUUAAAACUACCCGUCGAGUCCGAUCAACUCGUCGAUUCCAAUAAAUAUUUGAAUAAUAUGUCUAUCCCAAUAGGCAUAAUCUAACUCAAAAAACCAUACUACCUCCGUCCGGCUCUAAAAGUUCCAUUUACCUUUUGCGUGUUGAUAUUUGAAUAUUAAUUAUUAUAUCAAAAUAUAGUAUAAAUUAAGAAAAAAUUGCAAAAAUACUUCAAUUAGUGUUUUAUAAUACUAAUAAAAUGAUAUUUGUACAAAACAAAUAUAUAAAUAUAAGAAUAUUUUUAAUGUUAAGCAUAGUUGUCACGGCGCCAUGGCGACGCCACGGCGUUCUAGCGCUUUUCGGAGAGCGCCAGGCGUCACCGCCCCGCCUUGUGACGUACGGCGGUUUGGCGACGCCAUGGCGACGUCGCGGCGUGUGGCCCAAACCCGAAAUCAAGCCUAACCCAAUCCUACCCUUAACUGAUUUCUACCCGAAAUCAAGCCCUACCUGAACCGAACGGUCUGAAUAUAAGUAUCUUCUAAAAACUUGUUUGAUUUGUUGCGCCGCUUCUGGAAUCUCCCUCCCGCUCCAGUCUGCCUCCGCUCCAGUCCGCCGAACCGAAGCCGCUCCAGUCCACCGCGUCACACCAGUCGCCGAACAGAAGCCGCGCUCCUGGGAUUAAAUUUGCUAUGGCCGAAAGUGAAGCGUCAACGAUAGAUCCAACCAAAGAUCCCAAAAGAAAAGCUAAGUCAAAUGAUCCGGGUUGGAAAUAUGCUUUUUGGCCGGACUUGGGAAAUAGAGAUUUGGUAGAAUGUUCCCUUUGCCAUAAACAAGUACGAUCGGGAAUAAAGCGAUUGAAACAACACAUGCUUGGAAAUUCUGGAGAUGUAGAGAAGUAUUAAAAAACUACCGAAGAAAUCCGGAAUGAGAUGCGGGAAUUCCUAAAAAAAAAACAGUAGGAAAGCAGCCUAGUCGUAGUCGUGUUGAAUUAGAUGACGACGACGACAUUGACGACGAUGUUGAUGUGAAUGUUCAAGGAGCAAAGCAAGGGGUAUCGCACGACUCAGUUUCUUAUCUUAGCUCGGGUACUUUGAACAAGAGAAAGCGUUCGCAAUCUGUUCUAAUUUUUUCAUCGAUGCCGUCACAAGGUGAAAAAAAAAGCAAGUCGGUUGCUUCAAUGCUUAGAAAAACCCGGGAGGAAGUCAUUGAGGAAAGACAUAGCAAAACGAGUAGUGGAAGUCAAAGAACAUUGGAAGCGUGUACAAGGAGCAAGGAGGAGAUCGAAAGAUUUCAUGGAUAUAUUGCCGAUUUUUUUUACGAAAAUGGCAUACCAUUCAAUGUGGCAAAGUCUCGAAGUUUUGAGAUAAUGAUUUGAGUCAGCGGGGCAGAUGGGACCGGGUGUAGAAGGUCCAAGUUAUCAUGAAUUACGAUUCCCUCUUUUGGAGAAAACGGUAAAAAGGACGCAAACAUUGAAGGAAAAAUAUAUUAUUGCUUGGAAGCAAUACGGAUGUUCACCUAUGGCCGACGGGUGGACGGAUAAAAAAGGGCGGCAUUUGAUUAAUUUCCUCGUCAAUAGUCCAGAAGGUACAUUUUUUUUUGAGUCGAUUGAUGCAUCAAGUCAAGCGCAAGUUGCAUCACUAUUGACGGAUUUACUUCUGGCGAAAAUUGAAGAAAUUGGAAAAGAAUACGUGGUUCAGAUAGUAACGGACAAUGGUGCCAAUUUCAAGGCAGUGGGUAAAAUAUUGGAGCAGCGCAUACCCACUUUUUAUUGGACUCCUUGUGCAGCUCAUUGCCUUGAUCUUAUGUUGGAAGAUAUCGGGAAAUUGUCUGUUUUCCGGGCAAAGAUUGACAAUGCAAGAAGAGUUACUACCUAUAUGUAUAAGCAUGUAAGGCUCCUUAAUGCGAUGCGGGAGAAGACGGACGGCAAUAAUCUUGUGAGACCUGGGCCUACCCGAAUUGCUACUUCAUUUUUGACUUUGCAGAGCUUAUAUAAGCAUAGGGAUGCUUUGAGGAGCUUAUUUUUUAGCGAAGAUUGGACUGCAUCGAAAUCGACUAAUACAAAUGCCGGAAGAUUAGUAGCAAACACGGUAUUGUUUUCUCCUUUUUGGACUGGUGUGGAGUAUUGUAUAAAAGCAUCGCAUCCACUUCUAAUUGUUUUGAGGAUCGUUGACUGGGAUGAGAAGCCAGCAAUGUCGGAGCUUGCAGUAGCGAUGAAUGAAGCUAAAAGAAAAUCAAAGAAGAUUUUGAAAAAAAGCCAAAUUUGUUGAAAGAAGUUAUGCUCGUAAGGCACGAGCUAUGUUUAAUGAUGUUCUUGAAAAAAUGGUCAUUGAUGAUGAAUUGCAAACAAAGAUUUGUGAUCAAGUCGAUGAUUAUGAUAAUAUGUGGGGAAGCUUCGGAAAGCAAUUGGCUAUUAAGCAACAAAAGGCAAAAAGUCCUCGUAAGUGCUUAAUUUUUAUAAUUUCUAUUUUAUUUAUUUAUUUUCCAUUUUUCUUUAAAGAUCGAACUAAACAUAUUUUUUUAAUGUUUUACAAUUUUAGUUGAUUGGUGGAAUGCUUUUGGAGGCCUUCAUUUCGAGCUUCAAUCAUUUGCCUUCCGUAUAAUUAGUCUUUGUUGUUCGUCCUCCGGGUGUGAACGCAAUUAGAGCUCAUUUGAAUUUGUAAGUAUUUAAUUACUUAUAAAUAAGCAUUAUUGCUACUGUAGUCAUAUACUAAUAUAUUAUAAUUUAUUUUUUAUAGAUUCACACGAAAAAACGAAAUAGAUUGAAGCAUAAGAGAUUGAACGAUUUAGUUUUCGUUCAAUACAAUCGAAAAAUUGCGAAUAGAUUUCAAAAGAGGCGCGAUGAAGGAAAGAACUUCAAUUCUUUGGUGUUGGAGGAAUUUGAAUGGAAUAAUGAGUGGGUUCUUGACACCAAUGAUAUAGUUCAUUCGGGAGAGGAUCUUACAUAGAGUCGUGUUGAUGAAGCUAUGGGUGCAUCGGCCAAUCUUGAAUGCCGCAAUAUUCCUAGAAGGGGAAAUAUCGGAGAUACAUCGGGUUCAUCAAUACAAUUAUACUCUAGACGUCGUAAGAAAACGUCAACUUCGGCAUUGAUGGAGCAAGAAUUAGACGAUGAAGAUGUAUCAUUAGAUGAUGACAUUGAGGAUGAUGAUUUGGAAGAUAUUCCUAGUGGUAGUGGUGGACUUGAGCUCUUUGAUUGUUGAAAUUUGAGAUGAUUAAAUUGGUGGCUUAGAGAUUCAUGGAUAGUAUUUUGUUUUGUUUGAUGAUUGAAAUUAUAUUUUUUAUGGUAUUAUGUUUCUUUUUAUGAUUUAAGGCAUAUGUUAUUUAUAAUUAUAUAUAUCUAUUUAAUUUUAUACAUAUUACGCCUCGUUCGCCAUUUUGUCCCCAUAGCGGGCGCCAUGUCGCCAUGGCGGUAUGGCGGUCCCCUAGCGCUGCGCCGCAAAAGGGCGCCGUGACAACCAUGAUGUUAAGUACAAUAAUGCAAAAGGUAAAUGUGACCCUUAGAGACGGACGGAGCGAGUAAUAUUUAAACAUAAUUAUAAUUCUUUUCCCAAAAACCAUAACUAUGUUAGGGCGAAAUUAGGAUUUCAAACCCAUUCCACAAAUUCUACAACUGUCAACUUAAAAUACUAUAAUAAUCUUCGCAUAAGCCCUAGGGGACAUUAUAAUAAUCUAUCUAGAAGAAAUUAGCAAAACCUAAUACGUUUAGGGCAAACUCAUUUGAAAAUAAUUUUGGAAAAUAUCAACAUAAGGAGUCUAGGGAUUAGAACAUAUCAUUUAUCUAAAAUUAAUCCCACUUACCUUAAGAGAAGAGACCAAAAUGAAAGUUUCGGAGAAGAAGAAUUCCAAGGAAGAAAAGGACGCGGUUGGAAC